UUUUUUUUUGUAAAGGAGAUCUCUACCAAUCACUUGUGGGAAGCUUCUUGCCAGUGCUGGGACCACCACACAAGUGGUCCCUUCUCUAGAGCCCAGGUACAGUCCUUUGCCGCAUACAAGCAAAUCCUUCAAAGACUGAACAUGAGAACAGAUACGAUAGAGAGCAAUAACACCAAAUCCAGCACUCCCCUCCUAACCCAAAGAUACCUGAGAAUGGUCACAAAGGAUGGACACAGCACAUUCCAGAUGGAUGGUGCACAAGGACAAGGCCUGGCAUACCUCCGAGAUGCGUGGGGAAUACUAAUGGACAUGCGCUGGAGAUGGAUGAUGCUUGUCUUUUCCGCUUCCUUUGUCAUUCACUGGCUAGUUUUUGCAGUGCUUUGGUACGUGCUGGCUGAGAUGAAUGGGGACCUGGAGCUGGACCACGAUUCUCCACCUGACAACCACACUAUUUGUGUCAAGUAUAUCACCAGUUUUACAGCUGCAUUCUCCUUCUCGCUGGAGACACAACUCACCAUUGGCUAUGGUACUAUGUUCCCAAGCGGGGACUGCCCCAGUGCUAUUGCCCUGCUUGCAAUACAGAUGGUGCUGGGGCUCAUGCUGGAGGCCUUCAUCACAGGUGCUUUUGUGGCGAAGAUCGCCCGACCAAAGAACCGUGCAUUCUCCAUCCGCUUCACCCGCUCUGCCGUGGUGACACACACAGAGGGGAAGCCAUACCUCAUGUUUCAGGUGGCCAACACACGUGCCAGCCCACUCACCAGCGUCCAGAUUUCUGCUAUUCUUUACCAAGAACAGGAGAAUGGUCAGCUGCACCAGACCAGUAUCGACUUCCACCUAGACAGCGUUACUUUGGAUGAGUGUCCUUUUUUCACCUUCCCACUGACCUACUACCACUCAAUCAUCCCAUCCAGCCCACUGGCCGCUCUCCUCCAAAGAGAGGCUGCUCGCCACUUUGAGCUGGUCGUCUUUCUGUCAGCGGUGCAGGAAGGGACAGGAGAAAUGUGUCAGCGGAGGACAUCCUAUCUCCCCUCAGAGAUCAUGCUGUACCAUCGCUUUGCCCCUGUGCUGGCCCGCAGUGCCAAAGGUGAAUAUCAGAUCAAGAUGGAGAAUUUUGACAAGACAAUUCCUGAGCUCCCAGCUGCAGCCGAUUCAAUGAAUCCAAGGAGGACUGCCAAGGAGAUCCGCAUCAACGGACAGCACGUCGACAGCUUCCAGCUCUCUGAGACUGGCCUCACAGAAUAGAUGGAACAGACUUUGAACUUUGUGCUUUUUUUUUUAAUUAUUAUUAAACUUUGAGGUCACAUCGACAACCUUCCUUCCUUGCCUGCCCUGCAAUCUUCUAACGAUCUCUCCUGUUUUCCUCCUUCUGAUCACACAGUAUGCAAAGCAAAGAGGAGUUGCACGCCCAUGUAAACUUGGGAGAGGCUGGAUUGACCGUGUAGGACAAAGGCAGGUACAAGACUCACUGCUUCUGGGAAAUCAGAAAAGCUACCUGCUGAAGUCACUAGAUUGUGAUUAAAGUUGUGUGACUCUGAAAGGAGAGACUUCCAAAGCUGACCAAAAUCCCAAUUAACCAUCUCAGCCUGUGACAAAAUUGGACAGCAAAAACACAAGAGAAAAAUCUCACGCUAAACCAAUAUGGAGUCACUCAGUCAAUACAUCAGUCCACAGAUAAGAAAUUCAGUUGAUUCAAGACCCUGAUUUUUCUGUUAUUUUCACUCUUUGAGAUACUUGGUUAUAUCUGAUUUCAGAGGGAUGAACUUACUCCUAGGAAGUAUUGCCAACCUCUCGCAGCAGUGAGAAGUACCCCUGCUGUGCUUGCUUAUUAAGCAGAAUUGUAAAUACUAUCUGUAGUUUUUUGUUCCAUCAGAUAUGAGGACAACUCAUCUCCUCAUCAGUCUACGAAGACAUUAUCAAAAGAUCUUGAUGCAUAUGCCAAAUGCUGACUGGAAAUUUUCUUGUAUUUGGAAACACCAAAUAAAUUAUUCAGCAGUGGAAAGCAGACCAUACUAAAUGAACAUCCUUGCAAAAAAGCACAUCCAAUACAUUUCAUGUGUCCUCAGCUUUGUGCUGCUUCUCAAGUAAGUCUGACCCUGGAGGACACACUGCAUCCACAUGAGAAGUAUAACUGCACCCACUUGUAUUUUAUGCUUCUUAACAUCAAUAUUUGCCUUUACAUACAGCACGAAAAUACUUACAAAGACACCUGAAUCAAUUUUAAAAUAAAAAAAUUAAACUACACAGGACUUCUGUAUUUAAAGUGCCUCCUGAGUAUAUUGCAAGUAAGACUUAAACCUAAAGCUCCUAAAUAAUUUAAAAAGCUAGAGAAUAAAUCAAACAAGUGAUAAUUAUUUACAAGCUCUUAACAAAAACAAUGUCUAUUAUGUAUCCAUCCUUGAGAAGUCAAGAAUCAAAAGAAAGAGUUAAUUUCUCAAAAGUAAAAGACUUCCCACAAACAAAGAUGGUCUAACUAGCUUUCAUGUACAGGAGCACAAUACUCGACAAAACACACUUCCCUUUAACUUUGCUCAGCAGCAGGAAUAAAGGGACGAGAGAUCAUUAACCAAACUCUUGAGCCUCAAAAUCAAACUGUGUUCACAACUAGGAGGAGCUGAGCAAUUCAGCUCAUUUCCAACUUGUCUAAGCACUGCCUGUCCACAUUACAGAUCUCAACUGGAUUUGGUUUUGUUUUAGAUUUUCUCAAAAUCUUUCAUGGAAUUUAAUUUCACCUAAAAGCAUUAAUGAACAUUGUGAAGCUUGCAGAGCAAUGCUAUUAAAUUACACAGCCUCUGAACCCUGUUUUUCCCAGUUGUUGACCCAUACACAGUUUAAAGAUCCCUCCUUAAUCUUCCCAUCAGUACCAAUGAUUCCCUGUUAUUUCCUUCUAUGAUGUUAUUUCACACCUUCUAUCCCAAUGCAGUAUAUUGAGAAAAUUCUGACAAAUUAAGAACCAGUGCGAGAGCAAGAGAAUGAAUUUGUGUCAAGUCUGAAAUAACCAAGAGCAGUGCUUUGUAUGAAGUACUGCAUUUUCUCUCUUACAUACUCCAAUCUCAGAGAAAUUACUGUAAAAUUCAUACGUACAAUCCCAACAAGGUGGGAACUUCAAUCACAUUUUUUGUAGCCCAAGCUACAAAAAGCUACUUCUAAUUUCAAUUAACAUCUAAUCUAAGUGUUGGUUGCUUAGUCCAAUUUCUAAAUUGACUUGAGACCUUCUUUUAAAGGUUUCUUCUUUUUAAAAUCAUUUCAUUUUCAUAGAUGUGGUUUAAAAGGGGGUAGAGCAGCAAGUAUAAAGAAAGAGUCUUUUCCGCACACCCUAGAUGCUGUCUGCUAAUACACAACUGCAGAACACUGCUGAAGCAAACGAGACAUACAAACAACUGCAUAGUUAUGUAUGUCAGAACAGUGCAGAACAAAAGGUAGGGAGAACAUCCAUAUCACUUUCACUGUUCUGCAGAACUGGUGAACCAUGGAGUCUCAUGAGGCACUGGAAACAGGCCAUGGUGCAAAUCAGAAGCCUAGAAAAAAAACUGCUUGUAAGCAUGGAUGCAAAAAUGCAUUCUAGGCUUUCUGUAAUGUUGCAAAAGCAAAUGUGAUGAACCUUCUUUGGAUAUACCUAUACUGGUGAGGUAGGGAAGAAAAACAAGCCAGAAAAAGGAAAGAAAUUCAACACCCUCAUUACAUUCACAGGCACAGACUCUACGUUCAAGUCUUCUUAACUUAAUCAAUAAACACACAUUAUAUGGAACUGAACGAGAUUCCACAACUGACUUUCUAAAUGUCUUGUUUCAUCUACAAUUAUUUUGUACCAAUGUGUAAUUGCUGAUAACUACUCAAAUCCCCGGGGUUACUAAGCUGGCAUUACUCAAGAGGUUGCACAGAAAAUUAAGCAGCUUUCUUGCAACUCCAACAUAGCUGUGAUCUAGAAAACAACUUGCUCAUUUUCUUUGCUAAUGGCCUCAGCCUUCCAGAGGCAAUUUGCUGUCUCAAAGUCUGCUGAAACUUAGACAGUUUGCAAGAGAAACUCACAAAUACUUCGAGCAUCUUAAUUUGUAAACUGACACUGUUUACACCGAGCAUCAGCUAAAUGAGAACUUGCAAACAUAUGAGUGCAAAACCCCUUUGAAGAACCCUAAAUUCCUCAAUAUUUGAGAAGCAUUUCUCUACUGAAUUCUCCCCUUUUUAUCUCAUGAUUUUUAAUAGAAAGGUUCUUGCCUUGUCACCCAUCAGAAAAGCUUCCUCUCAUCCUGUAUUAGUAUUGUAAUAUGAUCGCCCUGAACAAAGCAAACAAGUUGACUGAACUACACAAUUUGAGGCUGAUUUCAGGUCCUUUCCAAACCAAUGGAAAAUUGAAGCACUGUAAAAUUAAAGAAUAAAAUCCUAAACUUGGAAUUUUAAGCAGAACAACAGAAAUCAACAGGUAUAUCUGCUAGAGCACAUUAGCCCUACAUUAUGAACUGCAUGUCAAUUCACUCCAUCUUCCUGCUUUCACUGCUAUGUAAAUGAUACUCCUAGUGUUUGGCAUUAACGAGG
Messenger RNA from Coturnix japonica (Japanese quail), 4530 nucleotides. It is a transcript of the gene KCNJ13, whose product is annotated as potassium inwardly rectifying channel subfamily J member 13. Lineage: Eukaryota; Metazoa; Chordata; Aves; Galliformes; Phasianidae. Gene Ontology annotation, molecular function: inward rectifier potassium channel activity. Gene Ontology annotation, biological process: regulation of monoatomic ion transmembrane transport; potassium ion import across plasma membrane. The record is from RefSeq and is a predicted model, not a curated record. Gene Ontology annotation, cellular component: plasma membrane.